Ostreococcus lucimarinus CCE9901 is the source of this 1638-nucleotide messenger RNA. RefSeq lists its product with no specific name. The transcript has a single exon. Lineage: Eukaryota; Viridiplantae; Chlorophyta; Mamiellophyceae; Mamiellales; Bathycoccaceae. The record is from RefSeq and is a predicted model, not a curated record. Bases 1 to 1638 code for a protein of 545 amino acids.
AUGACGACGGAGUUUAACGACGCGUGGUGGUCGGCGUUGGAGCGCGACGUGCGAAAAUUGAGAGAGCCAGGUUCGCACAACGCGGGAUUCGUUGGAUCGGCGUUGAGGUACGCCAUCUUAGCUUUGAAGAGUUAUCGAGGCGAUAAGGACAACAAGCACUGUGUCGUUUUGGCGGACGAGGCGUUGGAGAUGACCCACGACGAAGCUGCGGCGAUUCUAGAAACGGCGCACAAGAACAAAGUCAAGAUUCACUUCAUUCGGAGCUUUAGCGCGAACGCGAGCGCGGCCGAGGCGAGUGUGAUUCGUACGCUCUGUCGAUGUUGUCCAGUCGAUAGCGGAGAAUGCUUGACCCCUUCUCUUGGAUGCUGUUACGAGUGCGGCGUAAGCGUCGGGCUGAAUGCCAACUUUUCGAUUCCUGAUGACUUGAUCGACAUUGGAAUGCUUCGUAUCGACGACAGUGACAUGGACGACGAAUCUUUAGCGUCUACUUCCACGGCAGAAAACGUCCCGAUAAUCGCGCACUUCGCGGGAUGUCGUGAUCAGCACGCAGAAUUUGCCGGGGCGUCCGAAGCCGAACUCAAGCGCGUCGAGGCUUCGAGCAUGACGAGUAUCGGAAUGAGCAUCAAGGUGAAGCACUUACAGAAGCGAAAUGACGAGACGAGCAAUACUAGUACGAAGUAUAAAAUGGUCACGACGAGUCGGGAAAUCGUUCUGACAAUUGACGAUAUUCAGAGCGUCGCCAAAGCGCUCGACGAGCCCAUCGCCGCUGUACGAUGCGGAAUUCUUUUACCAUGCUACGGAAGGUCGGGACGAUUAUCGGGACCGUGUACACUUAAACACGAUGUAUCUACGCGUUUCACGCAAAGUGCACUCGAGUUUUGGCUUACGCCAGCGAAUGAUGACUUGGUACUCAUGUACUCGCGUCAGCGUCCACGAUCAGAACAGAUCGUGCAACGUAUCACGAGACACCGAGCUGAAGUGUUCUGUCGCGCGACGCGAUCUGGUGAUACUGAUGCAAUAGAAAACGCGCGCGCGUUAGGAAUGCCCGUGAUCAAGUAUCCAUUACCGAACGACCGUUCGCAGCGGGCUUUUGCUCUUGUACUCGGUGUGGGCGUCGCACGUCAAGAAAAAUUCUUCUGGUUGACUCGUCCUGAUUUGCAGACUGGUAUCGAAGAGCUUGAAAACUUGAAAACCAUGCUCGCGGCUCCGCCUACGUUGGAAAAUUACACUGGCGUACCGCAGUCUGUCAUCCACGACAUGUCCCUCGCGCAAGUUGCUCUGAAUGAAGAAGUGGCGAGCGAGAUUGACACGCCGAAAACGCCGCCGAAGAAACCGAUCCGAAAACCGCCCGCUUCAAAGCGAAGACCAUCAUCGUCUAUGUCAUCUAUGUCAUCGUCAUCGUCAUCGAUGAAGCAACCAGAUCAAGAAUGGCUUUCGUCAAUCGUGAAAAGCGCGAGCAGCUACGUGCCGAUCGUAGCGCCGAUCGUCGCCGAGUCAAAGGAGGAUGCAAAGCCGAAACAAGACGAGUCGACCGACGACGCGAAGCGUAAACCCGACGAUGCGAACAGCUCUCCGUCCGCGCAGCCAGCUCCGAACAUGCGCGUCGACGUCACAAACUUGUCGACAUUGUUUCAAUGA